CCCUUCUUCUUCUUCUUCUCUCGGAGGAGCUCCGGCGAUAAUUCCAGAGCUUCGACCGCCGGAAGCAAGCGAGGAUGGGCGGCGGCGGCGGCGGGAGGGACGGGCAGGAGGAGUACCUGUUCAAGAUAGUGAUCAUCGGGGACUCGGCGGUGGGCAAGUCGAACCUGCUGUCGCGGUACGCGCGGGGGGAGUUCGACCUGCACUCCAAGGCCACCGUCGGGGUGGAGUUCCAGACCCAGUGCCUCGAGAUCGACGGCAAGGAGGUGAAGGCCCAGAUUUGGGACACCGCCGGUCAGGAGCGGUUCCGCGCCGUCACCUCCGCCUACUACCGCGGCGCGUUCGGCGCCCUCCUCGUCUACGACAUCAGUCGCCGCAGCACCUUCGACAGCGUCUCCCGAUGGCUCGACGAGCUCAAUUCUCAUUCGGAUACAACUGUGGUGAAGAUGUUGGUGGGGAACAAACGCGAUUUGGAGGACAUCAGGGACGUGAGCGUGGAAGAAGGCAAGAACUUGGCAGAGGCGGAAGGUCUCUUUUUCAUCGAGACGUCUGCUUUCGAUUCCACGAACGUCCACAAAGCUUUCGAGAUCGUUAUCCGGGAAAUCUACGACAACGUCAGCAGAAAAGUGUUGAGCUCCGAUUCUUACAAAGUCAAUUUGGAGUCAAAUGGGGUAAGCCUUGUGGAUGGGAACAGCUCGAGAAAAGCAUGGAGCAAGUACUCAUGCUGUUCAGUCUAGACCUUGUCCCGCUAUUUCAAGGCAUUGGUAUGACUAAAUACCUCGCACUUACCCUCUCAAUCAUCAAAUCGGUGAGUUUGUGUUAAAGUGAUUCUAUACUAUAGUUUACCAAAUUUUCUCCUAUACUGAUUUGAGCAAAACAUGUCUUUUGGUUUUCCUUUGUUAGACAUAGAUAUAGUUACCUUUCUCCUUGUUUGAGACUGAGAUGUAGAUAAAUAGUUCCGAAAAAAAAAUGGCAAUGUAGAAAGAUAGUUGGGCAGUGAAGUCAGUUUUAUCUCCUCUUGUUGGUCUCCCUCUAGUGCCAUUGCUGAUUUUUUCACCUUCCUGUUAUAAGCUGUGAUGAAGGACUGCAGUUGUUUUCAUAUCCACUGGCGUGUUGUAAUCUUUAAUCGACUUCGUAUAAUUGGUGACAUUCACUCUGCUUUGGAUCAUGAUGUUA
Syzygium oleosum is the source of this 1173-nucleotide messenger RNA. Its product is annotated as ras-related protein RABA5e-like. The transcript is spliced from 2 exons. Gene Ontology annotation, cellular component: endosome. The coding region runs from base 75 to 734 and encodes 219 amino acids. NCBI's taxonomy places the organism in Eukaryota, Viridiplantae, Streptophyta, Magnoliopsida, Myrtales, Myrtaceae. Gene Ontology annotation, molecular function: GTPase activity; GTP binding. The record is from RefSeq and is a predicted model, not a curated record.